This is a messenger RNA of Boeremia exigua, 2205 nucleotides long. RefSeq names its product Tubulin/FtsZ, GTPase domain-containing protein. The coding region runs from base 1 to 2205 and encodes 734 amino acids. The transcript is spliced from 5 exons. Lineage: Eukaryota; Fungi; Ascomycota; Dothideomycetes; Pleosporales; Didymellaceae. Gene Ontology annotation, molecular function: phosphoric diester hydrolase activity; GTP binding; structural constituent of cytoskeleton. Gene Ontology annotation, cellular component: cytoplasm; centrosome; gamma-tubulin complex. Gene Ontology annotation, biological process: lipid metabolic process; meiotic spindle organization; cytoplasmic microtubule organization. The record is from RefSeq and is a predicted model, not a curated record.
AUGGUCGGUAUACAAAGUGAGGACACGCACGAGGUGCACGAGGCACAGACACCGAUUCUAGAGAACAUGGUUAUUGGAGUACCGCCUGUAUUUGAGGGCUUGACGAAGCAGCUCGACAAGAUUGUCGAGCAGCCGUUGCUCGGUCCAAAAGCCCAGUUUCCUCUAGCGAGCUUUGCAUACGCACGGAAGAAUGAAAGUGGAAGGCGGUUGCCGCAGGCGAUCGCGCACCGAGGCUUCAAAGCGAAGUUCCCUGAGAACACCAUGGGUGCAUUCAAAGGAGCUGUAGAAGUUGGUGCUGACGCUCUUGAAACGGAUGUUCACUUGACAAAAGAUGGUGUCGUUGUACUGUCGCAUGACAAAGAUCUGAAGCGUUGCUUUGGGCGAAAGGAAAAGCUUCUCGACUGCGACUACGAGUUCGUGAGUACACUGAGGACAUUGAAGGAGCCCCACGAAUCGAUGCCGAGAUUGUCUGAUCUACUGGAGUACUUGGCACAACCUGGACUGGAAAACAUCUGGUUACUGCUAGAUAUCAAGCUCGACAACAAUGCCGACGACGUGAUGCGUCUAAUCAGUGAGACUAUUCGAAGUGUGCCUCCCUCGCCGGCAAAGCCAUGGCAGAGUCGCAUUGUGCUGGGCUGCUGGGCGGCGAAGUAUCUGCCACUGUGCUCUCACUACUUGCCCGGUUUCUCAGUAUCACACAUCGGCUUUUCGGUGCUUGUCGCAUCAUACUUUUUCACAGUGCCGAACGUGUCAUUCAACAUGAACCAGGCAGUGCUGAUGCCGCCAUGGGGCAAGGCAUUCAUUCGUAAAGCGCAACGUGACGGGCGACCCGUGGAAAUAAUAACGCUGCAGGCUGGCCAAUGCGGCAACAGCGUCGGGCAGCAGUUCUGGCAGCAGCUGUGUCAAGAGCAUGGUAUCAACCAGGACGGCAACCUCGAGGACUUUGCGACCGAAGGCGGCGACCGCAAAGAUGUCUUCUUCUACCAAUCAGACGACACUCGUUACAUCCCGCGUGCCAUUCUCCUCGAUCUCGAGCCUAGGGUGCUCAAUUCUAUCCAGUCGAGCGCCUACAAGAACAUUUACAACCCCGAGAACUUCUACAUACACAAGUCAGGCACCGGCGCAGGCAACAACUGGGGCAUGGGAUACAGCAUGGGCGAAACAGUCCAUGAAGAGAUUCUCGAUAUGAUUGAUCGCGAGGCCGACGGCUCAGACUCGCUUGAGGGCUUCAUGAUGCUGCACUCAAUUGCUGGAGGUACUGGUUCAGGUCUGGGAUCGUACAUGCUGGAGCGCCUGAACGAUCGCUUCCCUAAGAAGCUCAUUCAGACCUACAGUGUCUUCCCCAACACUCAGGAUGGUGAUAUUGUCGUCCAGCCAUACAACAGUCUUCUCAGCAUGCGUCGAUUGACACAGAACGCUGACUCAGUCGUGGUCCUGGAUAACGGUGCUUUGUCGAAGAUCGCCGCAGACCGGUUGCAUGUGCUCAACCCCUCCUUCGAGCAGACGAACCAGCUCGUCUCGACCGUUAUGUCAGCUAGUACAACAACCCUGCGCUACCCGGGCUACAUGCAUAACGAUCUGGUCGGCAUUGUUGCGUCGCUCAUUCCAACACCACGCUGUCACUUCCUUAUGACUGCAUACACGCCGUUCUCAGGCGAGAACGUAGAACAAGCCAAAACUGUCCGCAAGACUACGGUGCUGGACGUCAUGCGGCGACUCCUCCAGCCCAAGAACCGCAUGGUCUCGACCAACCCCACCAAGAAGAGCUGCUACAUGUCCAUUCUCAAUAUCAUCCAGGGAGAGGCCGAUCCUUCAGAUGUACACAAAUCACUAAUGCGUAUUCGUGAACGACGACUGGCGACCUUCAUCCCUUGGGGUCCUGCCUCAAUUCAAGUCGCUCUGACCAAGAAGUCCCCUUAUGUACAAUCAUCGCACCGAGUAUCUGGCCUCAUGCUUGCAAACCAUACCGGUAUUGCAACACUCUUCAAGCGUAUCGUGGCGCAAUACAACACGCUCAGGAAGCGCAAUGCUUUCCUCGAAAGCUAUAAGCGCGAGGCGCCCUUCAAGGAUGGCCUCGGCGAGUUCGACGAAGCUAAGGAGGUCGUUCAAGGCUUGAUCGAGGAGUACGAGGACGCAGAGAACGCAGAUUAUCUAAGCAAGGAGACACCCCCUGUCGACGAAGAUGGCGACAAGCGGGUUGGCUGA